Molecule: messenger RNA, 3220 nt
Organism: Dioscorea cayenensis subsp. rotundata (Guinea yam)
Lineage: Eukaryota; Viridiplantae; Streptophyta; Magnoliopsida; Dioscoreales; Dioscoreaceae
Product: chaperone protein ClpB3, chloroplastic
Exons: 10
Coding region: 126-3068 (980 amino acids)
Biological process (GO): cellular response to heat; protein refolding
Cellular component (GO): cytoplasm
Molecular function (GO): ATP hydrolysis activity; ATP binding
Source: RefSeq, a predicted model, not a curated record
CAGAAACACCCCUCCCUGUUUUCUUAUCUAUCCCUCUAAAUUCUCUCUUGGUCCUCAUACUUUCGCGGUAUUACUCACACACCCCUCGCCGGAGAACUCGAAAACUCUCGCUUGAAAACGCUCCCAUGGCGACCACCGUCACUGCCCACCACCUUGGGAUCCUCCCCUCGCGAUCUAAUAGCGCUAAUGGAGGCCGUUUUCUCCCUCUGCCAUCGUUGGCUCUCCAUUCUAAGAGGAUGAGAUCGGGGCAAUCCCUGAAGGCGCUCACUUGGUCGGGGAGCUUCGGUAGGGUUGAUGCUGUGCUGUCGAAGAGGCCUGGGAGAUUUGGGAGUCGUUCCAGAUCGAGUUUGAUCCGUUGCCUGGCGUCGAGUGAUGGGAGGAUUACUCAACAAGAGUUCACUGAGAUGGCUUGGCAAGCGAUUGUGGCAUCUCCUGAAGUUGCAAAAGAGAGUAAGCACCAGAUUGUUGAGACAGAACAUCUGAUGAAGGCAUUGCUGGAGCAAAAGAAUGGGCUUGCUCGGCGCAUUUUUUCCAAGGCAGGAGUAGAUAAUACCCGGCUUCUAGAUGCCACUGACAAGUACAUCCAGAGGCAGCCUAAGGUCCUGGGUGAGAGUGCUGGUUCUAUGCUAGGACGAGAUUUGGAAGCGCUGAUUCAACGAGGAAGGGAUUAUAAGAAAGAGUAUGGUGACUCGUAUGUUUCAGUGGAGCAUUUAGUACUCGGUUUUGUGGAAGAUCGGCGGUUUGGUAAGCAACUGUUUAAGGAUUUUCGGAUUACCCUUGAGGCCCUAAAAUCUGCCAUACAAGCUAUAAGAGGGCGCCAAAAUGUUAUUGACCAAGAUCCAGAGGGCAAAUAUGAAGCCUUGGAAAAGUAUGGGAAGGAUCUGACAGCUAUGGCUCGGGAAGGGAAGCUUGAUCCUGUUAUAGGCAGGGAUGAUGAGAUACGACGAUGCAUACAAAUUCUAUCAAGGAGAACCAAGAACAAUCCUGUUUUAAUUGGUGAACCUGGUGUGGGCAAAACUGCUAUUUGUGAAGGGCUUGCUCAAAGAAUAAUGGAAGGGGAUGUUCCUCAAGCUCUUAUGAACCGGAGGUUAGUUUCUUUAGACAUGGGUGCACUGAUUGCUGGAGCAAAGUAUCGUGGAGAAUUUGAGGAUCGAUUGAAGGCUGUGCUUAGGGAAGUUACUGAAUCAGAUGGGCAGAUAAUCCUUUUCAUUGAUGAAAUUCACACCGUUGUUGGAGCAGGUGCCACAAAUGGUGCUAUGGAUGCUGGAAAUCUCUUGAAGCCUAUGCUGGGUCGAGGAGAGUUACGGUGUAUUGGGGCAACAACACUAGAUGAAUACCGCAAAUAUAUCGAGAAGGAUCCUGCCCUGGAACGUCGUUUCCAGCAGGUUUAUGUUGACCAACCUUCAGUUGAAGACACAAUUUCCAUAUUGCGUGGAUUGCGUGAGAGAUAUGAGCUCCACCAUGGGGUUCGUAUUUCUGAUGGUGCCCUUGUGGGAGCUGCGCUACUUUCAGAUCGUUAUAUCAGCGGUCGUUUCUUACCGGACAAAGCCAUUGAUUUGAUUGAUGAGGCAGCAGCAAAAUUGAAAAUGGAGAUCACAUCUAAACCAACAGCUUUAGAUGAAAUCAACCGAACUGUUCUCAAGCUUGAGAUGGAGCGUCUCUCCUUAACAAAUGAUACAGACAAAUCUUCAAAAGAUAGGCUAGCUCGUCUUGAGGCAGAGUUAGCUCUGCUAAAGGAGAAGCAAGCCCAAUUGACGGAACAGUGGGAGAAUGAAAAGUCAGUAAUGACAAAGAUUCAAUCUAUUAAAGAAGAGAUUGACAGGGUGAAUCUUGAGAUUCAGCAGGCUGAGCGGGAAUACGAUCUUAACCGGGCAGCUGAAUUGAAGUAUGGCAGCCUUAAUACUUUGCAGCGGCAACUUCAAGAAGCAGAGAAAGAAUUGAAUGAGUAUCAAAAUUCAGGGAAGUCGAUGCUUCGGGAAGAGGUAACUGCAGAUGAUAUUGCAGAAAUAGUAAGCAAAUGGACAGGCAUCCCUGUUUCUAAACUGAAGCAAUCAGAUAGAGAAAAGCUGUUACAUUUGGAAGAAGAGCUGCACAAACGUGUUGUCGGUCAAGAACCAGCGGUGAGAGCAGUGGCUGAGGCCAUUCAGCGGUCCAGAGCUGGUCUCUCUGAUCCCCACCGUCCUAUAGCCAGUUUCAUGUUCAUGGGUCCUACAGGAGUAGGCAAAACAGAGCUGGCCAAAGCUCUAGCUUCCUAUUUGUUCAAUACUGAAGAAGCUCUUGUUAGGAUUGACAUGAGUGAGUAUAUGGAAAAACAUGCUGUCUCAAGAUUAAUUGGGGCCCCACCAGGCUACGUUGGAUACGAGGAAGGCGGACAACUGACAGAAAUAGUUCGGCGGAGGCCUUAUGCCGUAAUUCUGUUCGAUGAGAUCGAAAAAGCUCAUGCUGAUGUAUUUAAUGUCUUCCUCCAGAUCCUUGAUGAUGGCAGAGUCACAGAUUCACAAGGUCGAACAGUAAGCUUCACGAAUUCAGUCAUUAUCAUGACAUCAAACGUGGGCUCGCACUACAUAUUAAACUUGGAUGACGACUCGAGUGAUUCCUCCUAUGAGACUAUUAAGCAAAGGGUGUUGGAGGCUGCUAGAUCAGUAUUCCGCCCUGAGUUUAUGAAUCGAGUAGAUGAAUAUAUUGUUUUCCGUCCACUAGACCGGGAACAAAUAAACACAAUCGUCAGGCUACAGUUGGAAAGAGUCCAAGCCCGACUUGCAGAUAGGAAGAUCAAGGUUAAAGUCACUAUUCCGGCGGUCGAGCUCCUGGGAAAUCUUGGGUAUGAUCCCAACUAUGGAGCACGACCGGUAAAGCGUGUCAUCCAGCAGAAUGUGGAGACCGAAAUUGCCAAAGGCAUUCUCAGAGGAGAUUUCAAAGAUGAAGAUGUAAUCUUGGUGGACACAGAAGUUACAGGCUUCUCCAAUGGACAACUUCCUCAGGAGAAACUAAUUUUCAAGAAAUUGAGUUCAGGUUCUUCAGAUACAUCUUCUGCACCAGAGCAGUCUGCAGUCUUGCCAAGCAUCUAAUCUUCCUUGUUUCAUCUAUUGCUAAAUAGUUGAAAACUUCAAUGUGUUACAACAACUACUAUUAAAUGUAUAGAGUAUUGUUUUUUAAUCUGAAUUUUGCAGGGAUUCAUUUUAAGUUUUCAUAGAAUGGUCACAAUGUUACUGUUUCUCAA